This is a messenger RNA of Drosophila albomicans, 1479 nucleotides long. It is a transcript of the gene jet, whose product is annotated as F-box/LRR-repeat protein 15. The record is from RefSeq and is a predicted model, not a curated record. Gene Ontology annotation, cellular component: SCF ubiquitin ligase complex. The coding region runs from base 125 to 1063 and encodes 312 amino acids. The transcript is spliced from 2 exons. Gene Ontology annotation, biological process: SCF-dependent proteasomal ubiquitin-dependent protein catabolic process. NCBI's taxonomy places the organism in Eukaryota, Metazoa, Arthropoda, Insecta, Diptera, Drosophilidae.
CUUGUGGCGCCUGCGUAAAUCAGCUGUUCAUUUGUAAACAACAUUCAUUGUGUGUUGCUGCUGUGUGCUAACUGCGUAUAAAAUACAAUUUAAUAGUUGCAAUUGACGCAGUAAUCACGUAAGCAUGUGUACGCUGCACAUUGAGGAGGAGACACAUUUAGCUGUCAUGGGCAGCCGCAGAACACGCACUCCCAGCCCCAUGAUGAUGCUGAUGUCAAGGCCACAUAACGGAGAACUAACGCUCUUCGACAUUAGCUGGGAGGAUGUGCUCAUACCACACAUGUGCAGCCUGCUGUCACUAAAGGAUCUCUUCAAUUUGCGCAGUUGCUCACGCACUGCUCUGCGCUUUGCUGAAGCGGCGCUGGAACGCCGACAAGAACUUCAACUCUCCGGGAAUAACACAAGCAAUAUCGAGCACGCUUUCAAGGUGAUGGCCCGCUGUUGUCGUCGCCUGGAGCACCUGCAUUUGGCCCGUUGCAAGUGGCUAACCGACGAGCUGCUGCUGCCGCUGCUCAACAACAACAAACAGCGUUUGAGCGCCGUUAAUCUUAAUGAAUGCAUCAACAUCACGGCACUGUCACUGCAGCCCAUCAUUGUCCAGUGCAAGGAGCUGCGAGUGCUGAAACUCUCCAAGUGCCAGUGGCUGACGACAGGCGCUGUCGAUGCGCUGACGCUGCAUCAAAGCAAACUUGUGGAGUUUGACAUCUCGCAUUGUGGCGCAAUUGGCGAACGUUGCCUGAUCAUCUUCUUUCGCAAACUCAACAAGCUGACGAUUCUAUCGCUGGCCAAUACGCCGAGUGUCACGGAUCAGGUGCUCAUCCAAAUUGGCAACUAUUGUCGCGAGCUGGAGCACAUUAAUCUGAUUGGUUGCGCCUCCAUCUCGGACUAUGGCGUCCACGCUUUAACCCGCAGCUGCCCCCAGCUCCAAUCGCUAAUGGUCCAGCGUUGUCCACUGGUCACUGAGCGCGUCCUGGCGCCGCUUCGUGGACGCCUUCACAUCGAUCGGCCCAGCAUGGGAUACAAUCUGCCCGCCAUGCAGCAUCGUCUCUAUCUGCAGGUCUGAGAGAGGAGCGAAGACUGGAGGCUAUACGACGAAGGAAGCAAGUCAUCUGUAAAUAUUGUUUACUGUACAGGCAGCUGGAAGGAAGCCAAAUUAGCCAGGGAUUGCAAAAAGCCAUAAGAAUAGAAAUAUAUAUAAUCUUAAUUUUAUGCUGUGCAAUUUUUAUUAACAACUCAUUAUUUACUAUCAUUUCAGAUAUCAAGAAAUAAGAGUUUUAAGUUUUUAUAAGAAAUGUACAAUUUUUCGUAGUUAACAUUAAUCGAAAUUUGUAUUAAAAUUGAUCUAUACUUUAUGCACUUAAUCAACCUAAAUUCAUAGUUAGCAAUAAUUAAAAUUAUAGUACAAUUUAUGUAAACCUUAUGGUCAAUUUCCCAAGCAACAUGAUUCAUUGGAAAAGCAAUGCAUAUCUAAAUAUCUGC